ACUCAUCUUUCCUUUUCCGGUUGGGGUUCGGUUCCGCAGACCGCGUGCCAACAAUGGCAAUUUGGGGUGCGGUCUUAGGGAGGCUGAAGGAUCAGGUGGAGAAGUGACCUUUAGCGGCCCCCCGCGCUCCUCAGAUCUUGGGAGCUUCAUUCCCCAAGCAUCGCGCGAUUUCCGGACGACAUAAUCUCUCCCCCCCCCCCCCUCCCCAGUCUCUUCCGCCCCCCUCUCCCUGCUAGGCUCGGCAGCGGACUUUCGCACAGCAGAACCUCGGGGGAGGCGUGGCGACCUUGUUUGCCGAGCUGACGGAAAGAAAAGUGGCCUCCGCCGAAGCCAGAGUUGACUAAAGUGCACUUACAAGAAGAGCCAUUCAUUGGUUUUGCACCAAACCUGAUGGGGCCUCAGUUGUCUAAGGUGGCACCAAAAGGGUGUUGGUGUCACAUACAGAAGUAAAACUGUUCCUAGACCAAAUGAUGAUGAGAGAGCUGAAGACAAAUGUAUGCUUGAGCCCCCGCAGGGGGGCUGUGUGGGAGACUAAGAAAUCUGCGGAAGACAACGCCAGUCAGAUUAAGAAAUCCUGUCCACAAAUAGAGAGUCUUCGUCCUGAGAGCGCUCAUCAUCACUUCCGAAGCUUUUGUUACCAUGAAGCAACUGGACCACUAGAGGCUGUCCACCAGCUUCAGGCAUUGUGCUAUAAGUGGCUGAGACCAGAAAGCCACUCAAAAGAACAGAUCUUAGAACUACUGGUGCUAGAGCAGUUCCUGGCCAUUCUGCCCAAGGAGACCCAGAACUGGGUGCAGAAGCAUCAUCCACAGAACAUCAGACAGGCUGUGGAUCUGGUGGAGCGCUUGCAGAGAGAGCCUGGUGGAAAACAGAAUGGGAGUUUGCCGACAUUUGAAGAUGUGGCUGUGUAUUUUACUGAGGAUGAAUGGCAAUUACUAGAACCUUCUCAGAAGAACCUCUACAAUGAUGUAAUGCAGGAAAACUAUGAGAAUGUCAUCUUUCUAGGUCCCGAAUUACCGAUGUCUGACUGCAGCUUCCCAAUGGAUAAAGUAGAAGAUCAAUGGGCAGACGAACUGAUGAACUUGCAGACUGACGAGAAUCCACAUCAGGAACCUGAUUUAUCAGAAGAACGUGAACAGCAGGAAGCACUGUGCAAAGCACUCCCAAAUGAGCUACUGGAUGUUUUAGAAAUACCUUUGCACACCCCGAGGUCCUGCCUAGAAGAGAACUCCCAGCAGGAGAGGCCUGUGAACCCGGGAGAUAGCACGCAGAAGACUCCCAUAAGGAAAGCCCACCACUGUGCCCAGUGUGGGAAGUGUUCUGUGUAUGCUCAUAAGCAACCUGGUAGUCCCGAAGUGAUUCGUGCAGAAGAGCUCGUGCACAAGUGUACCCUGUGUGAGGAAGGGUUCUUUCAUAGCCCAGACCUAGAUGAGCAGGAGGUCACUGGUGUGAAGGCGAGGCACUAUCAGUGUCCCAAGUGUGAGGAGACAUUCACUCAGCACAUUCAACUUACCACACACCAGGCGAUGCACAUUGAGAUGAAGCCCUUCCAGUGCCAGUACUGUAGCAAAAGGUUCCUGCAUAGGUCAAGUCUAUUGGAACACAGGAAAACUCAUACAGGGGAAAAGUCACACGAGUGCCCCACCUGUGGGAAAAAGUUUCUUCGGCGGGCAACACUUAGCCAGCACCAGGUUACACACACUACUGAGCGUCCAUUUACCUGUGAAUAUUGUAAGAAAAGCUACAGGCACAGGUCCAGCCUGCGGUCUCAUAUAAAAACGCACGCAGGGGAAGUACUGUACAAGUGUAACCUUUGUCUUAAAAGUUUCCUCAACAAAGAGAACAUCAUCUUGCACCUUGCUGCACACCUUAGAAAGGGACUCCCCGCUACAGGGCAGGAAGCAGGUGCUGCAGGACCUGCCAGUAGCUCCUAAGCCCCUGCCAUGGGCUGUCUUGGAAGAACAGCUUUCUUUGAGCUCAGUGCACAGAGGCCUUUUACAUUUCAUUGUUUUGAAAACUCACCUUCCAAGACAUAAAAAUUCUAGAGUAUUCCCCCUACGCUUGCCAUUGUCCUAGAUUUGAUUUACUGGCAUUGGGCAGAUCUUAUUUAACUGUUGCCAUGAAACUGUUUUUGCCCCAAUCUAAACCCAAUGUAGUUGUAAUGAAGCAUACAAACUGUGGUGUUCCUCUUAGAGGUGGCGUCUCAAUCCCAAUAACCAUUUGUUCUGCAGAUACACAGUGUUUGCACGCAUAAAGGUCUAACCUGUGAAAGAAAUGCCUCUUGUUGCAGUCCUUCGGGCUCCUUGUUUGAGCAGUGGGACCUUCAGUCAUGGACCAUGGUGACAAGCACUUUGCUUGACUCCUGCCACAGCACACAGCACAAUUACUGGCUUCUGUGAGCCUCUGUGUCAUUUGAGACUCAAACGUGGUUCCCUUUUGACAUGCGGACCAUUUCAAGGAAAUAAAGCCCAUUCAUAAGUAGUAUGAAGAGCAGCACACAGCACCUGCCACAUAAAUACUGUGAUCAUUUGUCGUGAUGUAUUGACAUGCGGGCCCUGUCCUUGUGUAACUUACUGUAAAUUCUAGCUUACUGCAUUGCCUACCUUUGCUGUUGAUCAAAAUAGCAGUUUGGGUUUUGAGAUGUGCCUUAUGUGUAACUUUGGUCACCUCUAUCAAUUGGAAGUAAUGUUCUUGUUUGUGAUUUUGCUGUGAUUCCAAUGGCACUUCUCACUUUUCCCUCCCCCCGCCCCCGCCCUCUGUUUUUCCCAAAAGGUUGAACCAUCCUGA
Molecule: messenger RNA, 2787 nt
Organism: Dipodomys spectabilis (banner-tailed kangaroo rat)
Lineage: Eukaryota; Metazoa; Chordata; Mammalia; Rodentia; Heteromyidae
Gene: Znf75d
Product: zinc finger protein 75D
Exons: 5
Coding region: 468-1934 (488 amino acids)
Biological process (GO): regulation of transcription by RNA polymerase II
Molecular function (GO): DNA-binding transcription factor activity, RNA polymerase II-specific; RNA polymerase II cis-regulatory region sequence-specific DNA binding
Source: RefSeq, a predicted model, not a curated record